This is a messenger RNA of Daucus carota subsp. sativus, 833 nucleotides long. Its product is annotated as dau c 1 isoallergen Dau c 1.0301. Gene Ontology annotation, molecular function: signaling receptor activity; protein phosphatase inhibitor activity; abscisic acid binding. The record is from RefSeq and is a predicted model, not a curated record. Gene Ontology annotation, cellular component: cytoplasm; nucleus. Bases 137 to 601 code for a protein of 154 amino acids. Gene Ontology annotation, biological process: defense response; abscisic acid-activated signaling pathway. NCBI's taxonomy places the organism in Eukaryota, Viridiplantae, Streptophyta, Magnoliopsida, Apiales, Apiaceae. The transcript has 2 exons.
ACAUGCAUUAAUACUUUUACAUACUCGCACUAUAAAUAGCUGCUCUGAGUUCUCUAUUUUCAUCGCAACAGUCUCACAGUUCUAAAAUUCUUUUCCCUUGCUCACAUCUUCAACUAUCAGUUUAUAAGAAAAGAUCAUGGGUCUCCAGAAGCACGAACAAGAGAUCACCUCCUCUGUCCCGGCAGAGAAGAUGUUCCAUGGCUUGAUCCUUGAUAUCGAUAACAUUCUCCCCAAGGCGGCUCCCGGAGCCUACAAGAAUGUCGAAAUCAAAGGUGAUGGUGGAGUUGGAACCAUCAAGCACAUCACUCUUCCCGAAGGUGGCCCAGUGACCACAAUGACCCUGAGAACUGACGGCCUUGACAAGAAGGGAUUCACAAUCGAUUACAGUGUCAUCGACGGAGACGUUCUGAUGGGAUUCAUUGAUAAAAUUGAAAAUCAUCUAUCAGUGGUGCCAACUGCCGAUGGAGGCAGCACCACCAAGACGACUGCCAUAUUCCACACCAAAGGAGAUGCUGUGGUGCCAGAAGAGAACAUUAAGUAUGCCGAGGAGCAGAACACAAUGCUAUUUAAGGCUGUUGAAGCCUACCUCAUUGCAAAUUAACUGCGUCUUUGUGUCAUUUUUCCAAGUCUCUGGUGUGUGUUUGGAGUGGAACUACUUUUAUGUUUUUGUCCAGGUCAUUCUUUUUUCCUGGACUUCUAUAUGUUUAGAGAUAAAUAAAGGGUCUGGACUAUGAGAUGUGUGUAAUUUUGAUAUGUGUGUAAUUUCAUCGUCUUAAACUUAUAACCUCAAGAAUAUAAAAUUAAUACAAGAUGUUUCAAUAAAUUUCGAGAAA